Molecule: messenger RNA, 558 nt
Organism: Volvox carteri f. nagariensis
Lineage: Eukaryota; Viridiplantae; Chlorophyta; Chlorophyceae; Chlamydomonadales; Volvocaceae
Exons: 2
Coding region: 1-558 (185 amino acids)
Source: RefSeq, a predicted model, not a curated record
AUGCCCGAUAAAAGCGACAAUGCCAAUAAUGCCCAAGCUCGAGGUAGCGUUGAAGGCCCUGCCAGGUCCUAUCUGUCCCAGGCCGCUCCUGUCAGGAACAGCGUCUUUGGCGUCGCGCAUAUGACCUUCUUAAAAAAUUCUCACCAUCUGCAUGAUCGACAGCCAACGGAACGGUCGACAUCGUCCACUGGAACGGCAUCUCAACGUAUAACGUCUUUACAGACGGCGCAAAGACAACUGCUUGAUCUCCGGCAGCCAGAUUGGAUUAUCACGGUGACGACAACUCGAGGCCACGAAGAGGCCGCGGCGGACGCACUCUUUCCAGUGUCCGUAACUUUCCAUCGCCGCGGUGGCCGGGCGCUACUAAACAGACACAAGCAUCUUCAGAAACAUCCACACUUCUACGAGCCGUUCGGCCAGGACUUGGAGCCAGCCGACAUAGGAUUCCUAGCUCGUGGCAUUAGGGUGGACAUAGAGCCAUGUCCUGAUAAAACUAGGAUCCGAUACAUUAUUCUGUUCAAUCGGAUCUGGAUCUGGAGCAGCUACCCAGGGCUGUAG